CCCGGCCGCCUCAGCCGGGGCCGCCUCACCCCGGGCCGCCUCACCCCGGCCGCCUCACCCCGGGCCGCCUCACCCCGGGCCGCCUCACCCCGGCCGCCUCACCCCGGCCGCCUCAGCGGGGCCGCCUCACCCCGACCGCCUCACCCCGGCCGCCUCAGCCGGGCCGCCUCAGCCGGGGCCGCCUCAGCCGGGGCCGCCUCAGCCGGGGCCGCCUCACCCGGGGCGCCGCCGCUCCUGUCCCCGCCCGCUCACACUCCCCCUCCCCGCAGGACGGGUCUCCCCCCGCGCUCGGUGAGUGAGCGUCGCGGGGCGGGCGGGACGAGCUCCCCUUCCCCCGCGGACGCGAUGCAGCGGCGAGUCGUGCUGCGGCUCCGCCGCGGGGUUAUUCCGGGUGAGGGAGGAAGCCGCAGCUCCGGGGCCGCCCCCGGGUCCCGUCGCCAUCCCCAUCCCGCCGCGGCCCGAGGAGGAGCCGCGCACCUGCCCGCCCCCUGCCCGCCCCGUUUCCCCGCCGCGGGGUCGGCGGCAGCGGUGCGGGUGUAGCGGUGCAUCCCGCAGCAUCCCGUGCGCCGGGGCCGACGCUGCGCCAGAGCCGCCUGUGCCAGUGAGAAGGGAAAGCCCAGCUUCUCCCAGCUGCAGCCAUGGAAGGGGGUGUGCAGCUCCUCAACCGCGACGGCCACAGCAUCUCGCACAACUCCAAGCGGCACUACCACGAUGCCUUCGUGUGCAUGAACCGCAUGCGGCAGCGCGGGCUGCUCUGCGACAUCGUGCUGCACGUGGGCACCAAGGAGAUCAAGGCACACAAGGUGGUGCUGGCCUCCUGCAGCCCCUACUUCCACGCCAUGUUCACAAAUGAGAUGAGUGAGAGCCGCCAGACCCACGUGACGCUGCACGACAUUGACCCCCAGGCCCUGGAGCAGCUGGUGCAGUACGCUUACACGGCUGAGAUUGUGGUGGGCGAGGGCAAUGUGCAGACUCUUCUUCCUGCUGCCAGCCUGCUUCAGCUCAAUGGUGUGCGGGAUGCUUGCUGCAAGUUCCUCCUCAGCCAGCUCGACCCCUCCAACUGCCUGGGGAUCCGGGGUUUUGCUGACACACACUCCUGCAGUGACCUCCUCAAGUCUGCACACAAGUAUGUCCUCCAACACUUCGUGGAGGUGUCCAAGACAGAGGAGUUCAUGUUGCUGCCUCUUAAACAGGUGCUGGACCUCAUUUCUAGUGACAGCCUCAAUGUGCCAUCAGAGGAGGAGGUGUACCGGGCUGUGCUCAGCUGGGUCAAACAUGAUGUGGACAGCAGGAGACAGCAUGUCCCCAGACUCCUCUCCCCUCAGCUGAUGAAAUGUGUGAGGCUGCCACUGCUGAGCCGGGACUUCCUCAUGAGCAACGUGGACACGGAGCUGCUGGUGAGGCAUCACUCAGAGUGCAAGGACCUGCUGAUUGAGGCCCUCAAGUACCAUCUCAUGCCUGAGCAGAGAGGGGUCCUGAGCAACAGCAGAACGAGGCCGCGGCGCUGCGAGGGGGCCAGCACUGUGCUCUUUGCUGUGGGUGGGGGCAGCCUGUUUGCCAUCCACGGGGACUGCGAGGCCUACGACACGCGCACGGAUCGCUGGCACAUGGUGGCCUCCAUGUCGACCCGCAGGGCCAGAGUGGGAGUCGCUGCCAUCGGGAACAAGCUGUAUGCUGUGGGCGGCUAUGAUGGGACCUCUGAUUUGGCCACAGUGGAGUCCUACGAUCCUGUCACCAAUUCCUGGCAACCUGAGGUGUCCAUGGGCACCAGGAGGAGCUGCCUGGGUGUAGCAGCACUUCAUGGGCUUCUCUAUGCUGCUGGGGGUUACGAUGGGGCCUCGUGCCUGAACAGCGCAGAGCGGUACGACCCUCUGACAGGCACCUGGACGUCCAUCGCUGCCAUGAGCACCAGGAGACGCUACGUCCGGGUGGCAACACUAGAAGGCAACCUCUAUGCUGUUGGGGGAUAUGACAGCUCAUCCCACUUAGCCACAGUAGAAAAGUAUGAGCCCCAGGUCAACACCUGGACGCCCAUCGCCAACAUGCUGAGCCGCCGGAGCAGUGCCGGCGUGGCCGUGCUCGAGGGGCUGCUCUACGUGGCUGGUGGCAACGAUGGCACCAGCUGCCUUAACUCUGUUGAGCGCUACAACCCCAAAACCAACACCUGGGAGAGCGUGGCACCCAUGAACAUCCGUAGGAGCACCCAUGACCUGGUGGCCAUGGAUGGGUGGCUGUACGCUGUGGGUGGCAACGACGGGAGCUCCAGCCUCAACUCCAUCGAGAAGUACAACCCCCGUACCAACAAGUGGGUAGCAGCCUCGUGCAUGUUCACCCGCAGGAGCAGCGUGGGGGUGGCAGUGCUGGAACUCCUCAACUUCCCACCCCCCUCCUCACCCACCCUGUCGGUGUCUUCGACGAGCCUUUGACACAGAAUCAGGACGUACCUUACCUCAGGGGGACGGGGGUGCCUGGCAGAGCGCCAGGCCAGCGUGGCCCGUCCCGAGGGGCAGCCAGUCGCUGUAGGAGGAGAGCGAAGGCCCCAGCUGCUGCCAUCAGCCCCAGCAGCCCUGUGAGCUAUCCCCCAGCUCCUGGUGCACACAUGGGAUUGGCACGACCACAGCAGUUAGAAACGUGCUUCCUGGCUGAGCACCCUUCUUCUAGAGGGCGAGGAGAGGGGAUGCUCUCUGCUCCGUUCAGACCCAUCUCACCACUCACCCAAAGGCCAUACAUAGAUUUUCCUCUGGGGAGGGGAAACUUUCAAAACCAUUGCUGCUUCUUGGAUUCGAGUGAUCCAGCCAGUGCCACACGUGAGCACAGCCAGCCUGGGAGGCUUCCAGGAGUCCUGUGUGGUGGCAGAGGUGGAAAGCACUCCUCUCAAGGACAAGGCUGAAUGUCCAACCGCUCCUCUGAAUGUCACCGUAGCCAAACUCCUUUACCAAGCCUGUUGUGCACUGUUAAAGACUCUGAGGCCACUGUCUGGUUCUCACUGGUGUCUAACUGAUGCCUUAAAAUACACAAACAGAAGCAGCCCAGCUAUGGGACGGGGCCUGGAGGAGAUGAGGUUUGAAGACACAACUGGAUGCAGCAUCCUGAACGUUCUGAUGUUUCCAUACUCAGCUGGCCUCGCCUCAUUCGCUCAGGGCCCAGCUCAGCGUUGCUCUGGGGAGUCCCUGGCCAGGCAGGGGAUGGAUGAUGCUGCCCCGGGUUCAAAGGGACUGUGUGGCUGCCUGCUCUCUGCACGUGGUCCCUGCGAAGGGAUCGGCCUCUUUGCUGUUCCUCUCUCUGCAAAGCAGACCCUGGCUUUAUGGAAAGGUGUUAGCUCUUAAACAACAUCACUCCAGCCUCCUAAAGGAGGAGGAUUCCCUGGCAUUACUUUAUUUAUGAGGGGGGGGUCUUCAUAGUUUUUUACCUUUUCUCUUUUAAUUUGAGCACUAACAUUUUCAUGGAUGCCUUCCCAUCCCUUUGUGUUUGCUGCUGUGCCAGCAUUCCCUGUCCCAUCUGCUUUCAGGGCAGCAGAAGGGAUGUAACUCCUUUUAUCAUUUGUUGAUGAGAGGGUGACUGUGUCCUGGAAGAUGUUCUCUCUAGAUGUGUGUGGGGGUGUGUGCGUGUGUGAGACACCGUAUGGACGCUGAAAGCAGCCUGGAAGGGACCAUUUGCAAUUAGCAACUCCCUGGCAAUUAAGCAACUGUUUUAAUUAACUAAAGGUUGAAUAAAUUAGUACUGUAUGUCACAGGCCUGUUGUAGACCCACCUGUGCCGUGGAACCUCUUGGGUGGUGUUUGUGAAGCAUCUGCUGUAGGGUAUGUGUCUGAGCCUUGAACUGAGACGUAUUAUCAGGUGUUCUCCACGUUACAGAGGAAUGAUUCAACCACUGGUACCUCAAUAGUGUUCAAAUGUAGCAUUGGAAAUAUGGUCUAAGUGUUUGGAGCUGUUUCCUUUAUCCUUUCUUCCCUUGUUCCUUCUCAUUUACAGAGUUCAGGUUGCAUGUGUGGUGGAAUUCGUUGGCCCGGAUUUCCAAGUUUCUAGAUUCUUCUUUUCUCUUUGGGGUGCAAAGAAGGUUUGAGAUGAGACAGGGACUCCUCAACUUCAUUGUUUUUAUGGUGACCUGUUUUUUCCUGGACAGGUGCCUGCAUGUCUUACAAGCCCACUUAACAGUGCCUAACAUUGGACAUGAAAUUACCAGCAGCUUCUGAAAAUCCGGGCUGCUUCUGC
Molecule: messenger RNA, 4211 nt
Organism: Colius striatus (speckled mousebird)
Lineage: Eukaryota; Metazoa; Chordata; Aves; Coliiformes; Coliidae
Gene: KLHL17
Product: kelch like family member 17
Exons: 12
Coding region: 639-2426 (595 amino acids)
Molecular function (GO): protein binding
Source: RefSeq, a predicted model, not a curated record